AUGUAUACGGGCACAGACUGUCAGCUGUGCCAAGUGAUGCAGCACGAAAUCAUCAAAGCUUCCAAGACGGUGCCGAUCGAAUUGAGCAUGUACAACAUUCGAGACGAUUCGUUGGCCGACGUGCAUACGUGGAGACGCAAGUAUCAGUACGACAUUCCUGUGCUGCAUUUGGGAGACAAAGAGAUCUUUCGACAUGGCGUGACGGCGCAACAGCUGAUUCAGAAGCUGCAACAAGAGUCCGAAGAGGCAAAUGCAGAUGCGCGCUGA
Messenger RNA from Mycosarcoma maydis (corn smut), 267 nucleotides. RefSeq lists its product as uncharacterized. The record is from RefSeq and is a predicted model, not a curated record. NCBI's taxonomy places the organism in Eukaryota, Fungi, Basidiomycota, Ustilaginomycetes, Ustilaginales. Bases 1 to 267 code for a protein of 88 amino acids. The transcript has 2 exons.